This is a messenger RNA of Ectocarpus siliculosus, 936 nucleotides long. The record is from the annotation of a GenBank genome assembly. NCBI's taxonomy places the organism in Eukaryota, Phaeophyceae, Ectocarpales, Ectocarpaceae.
AUGGAGGCGGACGAAAGUGAAGCGAUGAUUGCCGCCGCAGCUGCUGCAGUGGCCCAUGUGCAGAAUCUGACUCAAGAAAUGGAUUGCGGGGACGAGGAGUUUGGGUUUGAUGGGUUCGCUCAAGAAGCAGAUGGAGAGGCCAGCUGGCUCGGCGACGAUGAGGAGGAGGAGGAGAAAGAACGGCAGACACGUCGGUCUUACGCGCGCCCAGACUACGACGCCUCGGCCUGGGCCGUGCGCGACGUCGCGGGCCGGCGUUGCCCCCCUCUCGAACUGAAGUGCUACCCGGGCGCCGAGAACGACAAGACAAUCAUCUCUCGCGACAAGUCCGUCUGGCGCAUCAGGGACGAGGAACCCUGGAAGAGCAUGAAGUACAAGCUCAGGAACGCCGACGGCACAGAGACGGAGUACACAGGAGCGUGGCUCAUUGUAGACGGGGGGUACCCGAAGAUCCCCCUGCUCAUGCCGCCAAUCAAGACGCACAACUCUAUCGAGAGGCACUCAUGCAGCAGGCGCAUGGAGAGCGUUCGCAAGGACAUCGAGUGCUGCUUCGGCAGAGUGAAAGGGCGCUGGCGUCUUUUCAGGGGCAACAUCCCUUUCGGCUCUCGAGAGAAGAUCGACAACGCCUGGUUAACGGCGUGCAUUCUGCACAACAUGCUCCACAAGUUCAACGGGCUGGACGAGAUGGAGGAGGAUGCUGACUGGGUAGGGUCGGCUGGGGAAUUGGGCGACAUGCCCCAGCAGCCUGUCGGCAUGGGCGACGAGAAGGAGGAGGAGGAGGAAACCGAAACCGCAGCCCCGGGCUUCGACGGAUUCCGCGCGAAACUUGUGGCCCACUUCGCCUACAUGUGGCGGAUCAAGCAGGUGUUUUGGUUUAAGAGGGCGCAAGUGUAGUCUCGUGGAUGGGGUUGCUGAUUGUGGUGUGCACCAUGUCCA